AUGAUCGCUAACGUACAGAAGAAAAACGAGGAAAUCAAGAAACUGGUCCAGUCCUUGGAGGAAAAACUAGAAGAAGUGAGUUCCUUGGAAUCCUAUCAUGAUAUAUACCGAGUUCCCAGGGAGCUUUACAAGCUAAAGCCAGAUGCCUACACACCUCAGUCAGUCUCAAUUGGACCUGUGCACCAUAACAAGGAACACUUAAAGGCCAUGGAAACACAGAAGUUACGGUAUUUAAAACGCUUUCUUAAUCGAUCUGGUAAAACCUUAGAUUUCUAUGUCAAAGCUGUGAGUGAUUUGGAAGAAGAAGCUCGCAAAUGUUAUUCAGAUAUCAAGAGCUUCGGAAGAGAUGAAUUUGUUAAGAUGAUAAUGAUGGAUAGCUGCUUUAUAUUUGAGUUAAUGGAAAUCAUGAAAUCAAUGGAAGAGGAGAAUAAUUUUAUAUCAAAUGAGGCAUGGACUAUCGAAAUCACAACUGACUUGAUUAAGCUUGAAAAUCAGCUUCCCUUGUUUGUUCUUAAGCAUUUACAUGGCCUAUUGUUUGAUGAUCAUCCCCGUCAAGGUGAACAACCGUCGCCGCUGCCACCACCACCGCUGCCCCUCCAUCAUCAUAUUUAUGUCCAUCUCAUAAAGCCGUAUGCAGUGGUAUUCAAUGGCCCAAUCCUUUCUAGUGCUGAAGAAAUAGAAUCAUUACUAUUGGCAGAAGGCGGAGCAAAACAUUUUCUUGAUUUUUUAAGAUGUAUCCUCAUCCCAUCAUCAUCUUCUUCUAAAGGUAUGAGGAAACAUGGUGGUGGUGGUGGCGGUGGUGUUGAUCAAGAAGAGAAUUUGCGGCUUACUUAUAAUGCCUCGGAACUUAAAACUGCCGGUGUCAAGUUUCAGAACUCUCCAGCAAAAAAAACAUCUUUAUUCGACAUAGAAUUUGAUAUGAGAAAGGGAGUAUUGAGAAUCCCAACUAUAACGAUAUGGGAUGAUACAGAACCACUCCUGAGAAACCUUAUUGCCAUUGAACAAUAUCAACCUUACACUAGUCGAUAUUUCACAGCCUACGCAGCCUUCAUGGAUGACCUCAUCGACACUGCUGGGGAUGUGGAGUUGCUUGUGCGGAAGGGAAUUAUUGCAAACAGAGUUGGCAGCGUAGAAACUGUGGUUAACUUAUUUAAUAACAUUACUAAACAUGUUAUUGUUGGGUGUCCUUAUUUCUCUGGUGUUAUCAAGGAAUUGGGUGACUAUCAUGAUAAAUCAUGGAAUAAAUGGAUGGCAAAUUUGAGACAAAAUUAUUUCCAUACACCAUGGGCAGUAAUUUCAGUUGUUGCUGCAGUGUUCCUCAUCAUCUUGACUGUAAUACAGACUAUAUGUUCCAUCUUACAAGUUAAACAAUUUUGA
Telopea speciosissima is the source of this 1377-nucleotide messenger RNA. Its product is annotated as UPF0481 protein At3g47200-like. Bases 1 to 1377 code for a protein of 458 amino acids. The transcript has a single exon. Lineage: Eukaryota; Viridiplantae; Streptophyta; Magnoliopsida; Proteales; Proteaceae. The record is from RefSeq and is a predicted model, not a curated record.